AGCAGGAAUGGGCAGUGUCUUUACAGCCUCUGCACACCUUUUCCACUUACUAAUUAGGGCCUGCUUCAGAGUAAGAGACUAUUCACUGCCUGGCUCUGAAAAGGGAUGCCAAUGAAACUGAGCACAAGCAUGAAGCUGCUUGAAGUUGCCCUUCUCUUCCUAGCUGCAUUCAGCACCUACGUUACAAAUGGUAUUUCUUCGACUACAACAAGUACCAACACACAGCCAACUAAAGCUACCAUUGCAGAACAUGCAAAGAGUAAUGAAAACAUUACCACUGCUGGGUCGGCUUUAGCUGUAAACAUGACAGAAGCUAAUUCAACAAAGAUCCCAGAUAAGUCGUUCUCAACUCUAGCAGGAACUAAUGGCACAAAUGACACUCGUGUGUCACCUCCAGCUCCAGCAGAAACUAAUGGCACAAAUGACACUCUUGUGUCACCUCCAACUCCAGCAGGAACUAAUGGCACAAAUGACACUCUUGUGUCAUCUCCAAUUCAAGCAGGAACUAAUGGCACAAAUGACACUCUUGUGUCACCUCCAACACCAGUGGAAGACAAUACAAGAGCCAGCUCUCCUGGGUUGUCUCCAUCACCAAUGGGAGCUAAUACAGCAGGCAACACAUCUGGGUCAGCUACAAUUCCAGAAAGAACAGGAACAAAUGCUACUAAUGGAACCACACAAAGUUCUGGCCACUCUGGAGGCAAGGACAAGAUAGUGGACAGCUCCCCUUUUUCUAAUGUUAUUUUGCCAGUUGUGAUUGCCUUAAUAGUAAUAACAUUGUCUGUAUUCAUUCUGGUGGCCUUGUGCAAAAUGUGCCGGAAGACAACCCCAGAGAGGCAAGAGAAUGGAACCGAACAAGCCCCAUCAGAUAAAGAGGGUGUCAAACUUCUUUCUGUGAAGACAGCUUCUGAGACUGGGCCAAGCUGACCUCCAGAGAGAAGUGAGCCUCACUGCAGCUGCCACAAACAGUCAUGCGGAACCACCCUCCCCUCCCCCUCCCUUUCCCCCUUCCCCUUUUUGUCCCUUCAAGCAGAUUUUUAAAGGCGCUGAAAAUGUUAAUUGAGCUCUGCAAGCAAAGUAAACUGUAGCUACAACUGCAGGUGUAUGCUGCCCUACCCCCAUUGGCAUCUCCACAGGCCUGGUUGGCAGAGGGCACCCUGAGGUCAGGGACAGGAGAUAACAUGCAGCUAUGUAUGAAAACCACUGCAGAUGUAGUACAGCAGGAAUGAGAAUAAGUCCCUCUAGCAAAAAAACCUCCAGUCCUCCUUCGCAGUCCAAGACAGGGACAGAUGUGACUACAGGAGUCCUGCAUGUGAACCAUUAUCUCAGCUGCUCUGCUAGGGUGGCCAUUGGUCCUAUUUUACACUGAACUAUCCUGUGUUUAAACCCUUUGUCCCCUGUCCAUUUAUAGAUGAGGAACAGACAGCAAAAAGUCCUGUUUUUCAGUUCAUUGGUGGAAAUACAUGUUAGUCAUUUGUCCAUGUGAUUCUAUUGGCUGUACCUAGAGGUAGGGUGGUGUGCAGCCAGGAGGAGAGGGGUUCAGAGCCAUCCAGGGAGGGAGGAAGGUGGUGGCCCUGCCCAUUGCUGCUGAUUCACCAAGGGGCCCACUGGCCCCACCCCUCAUUCCUAGUUGGCUGUGUGGUCCAACAUCAUCAAGAGGCUGCCCUGUAUUUUGGGGGUGCAUCAAUGGCCAUGAACAACUGGUGCCUCCUGACAUGGGGGGCACCAUUUGUAGGCAGCAGUGUCAGCAGUGAGUGGCGAGCAGGGACUGCUCGCAGAUGCCAGCAGCAGUGUUGGCAGUGAGGGGUGGGGGUGGUGAGAGGCAAACGGGGACCACCCACAGAUGCCAGUGGCUGUGUCAGCUGGUGGGGGAGGGGGGUGGCGAGUGGUGAGUGGCAAGCGGGGACCACCCACAGGCGCUGGUGGCAGUGUUGGUGGCAAGGGUGGGGGGGUGCAGGUGGCGAGCAACAACCGCCCGCAGUAGCCGGGGAUGGUGGCGGCCAAUCUCAGGGGGGCCACGUGCCUCCCCAUGCCCUCCCCCAUGCGUUGCCUAUGUCAGUGGCCACCUUACACUCUGCUCUUGCUGCCAGGGUGACUCCCAAGUUGUGUACUUGGAGAGGCUGGAAAGUGGCACUCCAGCACUUUCCCCCUCCCCUUUGAUCUGAUCUGUGGGUAAAGUCAAUUGGGUGCCAGCUGGUUUUGAUUCUUACAGUGCAGACACCACUCAGGACAACUCUCAACCCCUACCUCUUGUUCAUAGCCUCUUGAGCCCAGGGUACACGCCAUGUACUCCUGGAGCCAUGAGCUGCAGGACCAGCAUGAGGAAUGACUCAAGAUAUGGAUGGGGGAAAUGGGCAGGCAGUGGGGGAUGCUUAUACCUGGGCAGCAGAGGAGCAGGGAUGUGCUGUUGAGGCACAGGACCAGGCUGCUGAGGCACAUGCACAGGGGCUCCAGAUAGCCACCCGCUAUUUGGAUGAAACAACCCAUGUCACUGCAGAGCUGAGAGAGUCACAGCACCAGGAUAAGGAGUUUAUGCACAGGGUCAUAGAUCAUUUGGGGUCCACCUAUGACAUCCCUGAAUUGCACUAGCACCACCUCCUGUGGAGAGCCAAUAACCAUCCCAGGCAGGAGUGGUAAGAGAGGCUGCUGCCCAACCCCUCAUUGCAUGGUGAGCCCUACUCCAGGGACUCUUCCCUGGGGCAACAGAAACAGGGGUCCCAUGGGAGGGACCCCUCAGUGGUGGGUGAGGGGAAAUGCUCCCCACCAUGCCCUGACUAGGAGAUUCUGGGGGGCAAAGGGAUGUGGCAUGUGGGAGUCACUGACCCAUGGUCUGAGGAGGCAGGAAAGUGUCUGGUGGGGUCCACAUCAGGGAGCAGCAAUGGAUGAGGGGAGCGGAACUGGGCUGUCAAAGACCCAAUGCCAAAGCUGUCAGGGACAAUGCCUGCCUUCUGGGCCCAACUCAGUACUCCCCUCUGCUGGUGAUCAUCUCAUAUGCGCAGCUCCCCCCUCCCCCCCCCCCAGUGAUUCUAGGCCAGUCCUGAAAGGCUACAUGGGCACUUGGAAUGGGGCAGGGGGCAUGGCCCACCAGCCUGAUGGGCCAGGUGCAACAGAGCCCACCAGCCCCAGCUUGUCCACCCACCAGCCAGGGGCCCAGCAGGGAGCUCUUUCACUCCCUGUGGUUCCACUCCUGGCCUGGGUCCUACUGCAAGGGAGCAGCACAGCUGUGGCAGGGAUAGGCAGCCCUGGGACUCAGGAGCCCCAGACAUAGGCAAGGGUUGCAGGUCUAGGGUCCUUGAAGGGGGAGAUUGGGCCCCAGGGACACAGGCCAAGGGGUUGGGGGUCCCCUAUUGGACAGCUAGGAGUCCAUGGUGCCUGCUGUGGCAAUGCCUCCCUGCCCAUCCCUUCCCCUCCAGGCCCAGCAGCUGUCUUCCACCCUGCAAUUCUCUCAGACAGACAGUGAGUCUGGGAUCACAAACCUGUCCAGCUCCUACAGAGGUCCCUGGUUUUUAUUCCUGACCACGGAAAGUAGGGUGCCUGGUCAAAUCCCCCUACCCCAUGCCUGCCCUCCAAAGUUUUGUGUUUGUUGAGUUCAGCCCCUGCAGCAUUCCCCAUGACGCCAUCCCUUUCCCCACUCCCCAUCCUAACUGCACCUUCAAGAUUCUUUCUCUCCUUUCUCAAUGCCCUCCCCACCCCCUCCAAAUGUUUGUUGGUUUGUGUUAGUUGGGUCCAAGCUGAGACAGACAAUUCUCAACAAGUUUUCUUUAUUAAAAAAAAGUUGGCAGCCACAUCAUUUUUUUAAACUGAGGCAAAUCUCUUACUUGCACUGCAUUCUUCUGCACCCUAGUGUCUGCCCCUAGGUGGAGUGGGGGAGAAGUGGGGGAGAAGAAGGAAAAUGGUGUCCAGGCAGCCUGGAUUGUGGGCAGUGCUGCCCAGGAUGCAGGACCAGAGGAACCCAGGGCAGGAGACUCAUGGCCUGGUAUUAGGGCAUGGGCACUCAAAAGGUGCUUGUACACAUGAUGGGGCUUUAGUUCAGUUUAGUUCUCCCUAAAUUGAAAUGGUGGGUUUUUUAAAACCCACUGUUUCUACCAUGUCAAUGUAGGGAGCACUAAACUAAACUAAACCCCCAUCGCGUGUACACAAGGGUUAGGGGGGUCUGAUCCUUAGAGCCUACCUGCCUCUCCUGUGGUGGGCUGGGCAAGGUGAGCUGCCAGCGGGCUGAGAGGUUCCUGAACUUCAGGAGACCCUGGUGCUUCCCCCCGUGGUGGCAGUACCCCCCCAGGUGGCACCCACCUGCUGGCACCUGGCCCAGGCAGUCUUGGGGCACCGCUAUCAUGGAGGAAAGCACUGGGCCCUCUGCAGCUCAGGAACUGUGUGACCCAGUGGCAGCUUGUGCAGGCAGGCUUGACGGAAGCAAAAAAAACUGGCAAGGAGCUUGAUCUUUUUUUUUCCUCCCAGAGCCUGCCUGAGCUACGCGGGGGCCUGGUGCUUUCCUACGCAACUGUAUUGCCCCCUGGGAAGCUCCCACCUACUAGCAGCCCACCCAGGAGCUGCCUAGGGAUCACUGCAGCUGCAGAGGGAAGCACUGGGUCCCUGCGCAGCUCAGGUAGGCAGGCAGGCUCCGGCAGGAAGAAAAAAAAAGAUCAGGUUCAUUGCCACUUUUUAUUUUCCUUCAGUCAAGUCUGCCUGCAGGAGCUUCUGCCUGUUUUUAUAGCCCCUGAGUUGCGCAGGGCCCAGUGCUUCCCUCCACGGUGGCGGUGCCCCCUGGGACUGCCUGGGCUGGGUGCCAGCAGGCAGGUGCUGCCUGGGGGUGCUGCCACCUGGGAGGGAAGUAUCAGGGCCCCCCGCAGCUUAGAGACCACUUGGCCAGAUGGUAACUCGCCCCCCUCCCCGCUGCAGGAGAGGCAGGUAAUCUCCAGCACCCUGUGCACCAUUCCCACUGCCUGGGACCAUGCAGGAACAGCUGGCUUGCCCUGAGGCAGAGUGGCAAGGUGGCAGGAGGGUGGCUGGGUGUGCUGGUGGUGGGAGAAGGCAGCAGGGAUGGUGCAUGGGGUGCUGGAAGCCCACCAAGCCUGAGCUUCCCUGAGCACAUUGACUCCAGUGCCCUGUACACCAUUGUACUUUGUUAUGUAGCAAACUAAAAUACCCUGGAUGAAUUUUACCUUGCUACAUAACAAAGUAAUUUAAAGCAAAAUACACCGCUGAGGUUGUAAAUAGCAAUGCCAUUAAAGUGGUGCAAAAGGGCAAUUAAGCCACUUUAAAGGCCAAUUUUGUUGUGUGUACAAAGGCCCGAAGUCCUCUGGCCCUACUAAUCUGGGGAGGACUCCCGGUCUACAUGGGUGAGGAGGUAGUCAACCAGGGCUUUGUAGAUCUGGACAGCCUUCUGCCCCGUCAUCAGCAGGGAGACUCAACCUCUCCUCCAUCCAGGUGAUGCAUGUGCUUGUAUUGCAUGGGUCCUUGGUCCAGGCUUUGUGGAAGACCUCCCCCUGGGAUCUUACAGAUCUUGUGGAGGACACACAUGGUAACUAUUGGAGGUGAUGCCAGAACACCCUGGCAUCCAUGGUAUCCCCGAUAGCCUCAUCCUUGUCAGCUGUGUGAAUGUCAGUGGCCCAGUCCUGGAUGCUUGGUAGGCACAGGUUCUGGUGGGUGGGCAUGAGUGGAACAGUUGGCUGGUGGCUUGUGGACAUUAGGGCACACACCAUGGUGAGCCACUGCCACAUCAGGUUUAAAUGGGCAUGCAUUAUAUCCUGCAGUAUCUGGUGAGUCGAGCAGGGCAACCAGCAAGACACACCACACCUCCUGGGUCUCCCUGCUUGGGCAUGGGUGCCGGGAUGCCACAGCAGGAUGUGGGAAGGCUGGGACAUGGAGGCACAUGAAAUCAUGACAGCACCUGGGGGGAGGGUUUGCAGUGAUGUGGCAGGGUGAUGGGGGUGCAGGGAGCCUUGCAAAUCAUUACAGAUACAAUCCGAUCCACCCCUCUUCAAUGGCUUCCUAUUCUUAGUAACAUACUGUGUCACCUGUAUGUAUUGUAUGGCUUAAGGCCCUUCCCAGGGGGCUGUUGGCCUACUUGUGGGGUGGCAGGGUGGCACUUGGGCUAUAUCACCUGGGCUGCCUGGUUUUAGUUUCUUUUUCUGCCACGACUUUGGUGUUAUAGUUUUUGAGAGGCAGUUCCCUGCAGGCAACCUUCCUGGUCCAGCACCCUGGCCUCUUUGUGGGGCUCCAGAUUUCUCCUUUACCUUACCCUAAACACCUCCAGUCUUUGAUGAAGAUGGGCAAUGCCCAGACUCAAUGAUGUUAUCUGCUGGUGUGGGUCUUCGUAGUGGCCCCUGGUAGCAGCCUGCAACCCAACUGACCUUCACUCCAGCCCUUGUCUUCUCUAUACAGCUCUAGAAGGUUCGUAGCUGCUCUGCCAACCUCCUUAGUACUAAUAGUGUGUGUAACUCAGUUCAACAAACCCAGAAAUCAAAACCAAAAAAGUGGCAGCAUCCGCUGCUGUUCUGCCCCACCUCUUUAGAGGUAAACCCCUCCUAACAGAGACCUUUAAAGGCAGUCCAGCUUAUUUGGCCAAACCCUGUUGCCCAAAGCAUUCUACAGGUUUACUGGCCUUAAAUCUAAUGUCCCAUCAUCAUGGGACCUGACAAACUGGCCACAGCCCCUCUUUUGCCUUCAGACUCUCUUGGUCUGCAGGCUUCAUUCCUGGGGUAUGCUUCCCCUAAGUCGGUCUCUCACCCCUGAGAUGGACAGGGCUUCUAGGUGAAAUGCAUCCCACACUCAGGCCUCUCACCCAAUCUGCCUCCUCCUUGGUUUCCUCUUACCUUAUGGUUGUCUCUCCGCCACCUGUCUCACUGGAGUUGCCCACAUCUGCUCUGACAUCUGCUGGAGGUUGUUUUAGGGAACCAGUGUUCCUCCGAACAUUGUGCUGCUCUGCCUGGUCUCCUGGCUCUGCUCUGGUGGCCUGCUGCUCCCUGUCAGGGGACUGCUUCAGCAUCUGCCUCCAUAGCAUGCUACAGGCCUCCUCUCCAGGUCCCUCACCAGGGCUGGAAGCACUUUUGCUGACGUGUUCCCUGCCAAGAUGGAGGGUCAGGUUGCUCUAGAAAUGCUGCAGUGAUCUCCACUUGCCACUUCCAGGAGCCACUCCUGCAGAGGUAAGCAGGGGACGCCAGUCACUUUGCUCACUCUCUUCUUCCCUCUCACACACAUAUCCUCUCCCAUUAAAAAGAAAAAAUGCCUUAUCUAAAUUAUGGAGAAAAAAAAAUAACCCGCAGCUGCCUAUACAUGAAGAUCUCUUAAACUUCUACCGCAUCUGAGCUUAAAAUCUAGACAUCCUGCUUGAAGAACACCAAUUCAACUUGAGCAAGACUCAUUAAUCUCCAAGAUACCUGGAUGCAGCAAUGGCUCAAUUCACCCCUUAAUACAGAAAUUAGUAUUACAAAUCCCACCAUUAGACCAGCUAACUUUGAUCUCCCUAGACAUUUUUGGUCUUCUCUAAACUGAAUGAAGACAGGACAUGGCAGAUGUGGAUUUCUGGUACAUUUAUGGGGCUGAACUAUCUCACUGAACUGAGACUGUGAAUCACAUCACCUCUGAGCUUUGAAUCACAUCAACUCUGAAUGUCCUCUCUGUGCAUUUAAUGGAACUCUAUUGGAUUUGCACAAUCCUACACUUGAGGCAAAUCAGCUGGCUGCAAAAUUUAGACAUAAAAUUGUGAAUAUUCCUUGCUUUGUGAUCAUUGUAUCAUUAUACACUAAAAAAAACAAACAAAAGAACCUCUCAACCUUGAUAAUGCAUUUGAAUUAAGCCUUCUUCAUAACACUGUUGGCAUUUUUCGACUUCUUAAUAUUAUUCCAAAUGCAGCAGCUUGAUGAUGAACAAAUUAUGAUAUUUUAGAAAAGCAAAAUAAGCAUGCAAAGAAAGACUCUGCUCUGGCAUGCAACCCUGGAAGUCUCAUUGUAUUCCAUGAGGUUGUGUAAAUUGUCUGUCAAGCCCAAAUUUGUUCCUAAACUCUGAUAAUUGAGAACAGAACAAAAAAAGACUGGCUUCUUCCAUCAAUGCAACAAAAUUAUACUUUGAUAAAAUUGAACUAAUUUUGUUACAAGAAUAUCUGCAAGUAAUACUGAAGAAUUGGAAGAAAGACUUAUGUUUAAUUCAAGAUGUACCAAAAAUGUUUGCUGUGCUAAUAGAGCUUGUGACACCAGGAAAACUAAAUAAAAUGUUCUCUUUUUUUUUGACUGA
Messenger RNA from Alligator mississippiensis (American alligator), 8229 nucleotides. It is a transcript of the gene EMCN, whose product is annotated as endomucin. Bases 106 to 927 code for a protein of 273 amino acids. The transcript has 8 exons. The record is from RefSeq and is a predicted model, not a curated record. Lineage: Eukaryota; Metazoa; Chordata; Crocodylia; Alligatoridae.